Messenger RNA from Lolium rigidum, 1533 nucleotides. Its product is annotated as cytochrome P450 94B3-like. Bases 1 to 1533 code for a protein of 510 amino acids. The transcript has a single exon. Gene Ontology annotation, molecular function: heme binding; oxidoreductase activity, acting on paired donors, with incorporation or reduction of molecular oxygen; monooxygenase activity. The record is from RefSeq and is a predicted model, not a curated record. NCBI's taxonomy places the organism in Eukaryota, Viridiplantae, Streptophyta, Magnoliopsida, Poales, Poaceae.
AUGGAGCUCUCCAUGACGUUGGCCCUACCCAAGCUCCUCCUUCUGCUCCUACCUCUACUCUGCUUCUUUUGCUUAUGCCGAACCACCAGGAAGCAACCUCACGCCGACGGGCUCAAGGUUUAUCCCAUCGUCGGCACGCUCCCGCACUUCAUCAAGAACCAGCACCACCUCCUCGAGUGGUCGGCUGGUAUUAUCGCUCGUUGCCCCACACACACCAUGUUUUUUAACUUCAAGGGCCUUGGCCUUAAUGCCGGCGCCAUCACUGCUAACCCAGCCAAUGUGGAAUACAUUGUGAAGAGCAACUUUCAGAACUACCCCAAGGGUGAGUUCGUGUUUUCUGUCAUUGAAGACUUGCUCGGUCACGGCAUCUUCAACUCAGACGGCGACCAGUGGCUUUCUCAGCGCAAAGCUGCCAGCUAUGAGUUUAGCAAACGCUCGCUGAGAAACUUCGUGGUCAGCACCGUUCGGUUUGAAGUCAUCGAGCGGCUGCUGCCGCUGCUCUCCCAGGCAGAGCGAGACGGCCGGACACUCGAUGUGCAAGAUGUUCUAGAGCGCUUCACGUUCGACAACAUCUGUCGCGUCGCCUUCAACGAGGACCCGGCAUGCCUCACCGAGGAGGGCCUUGGGGUGAACGGGCCUGCAAAGUUCAUGCGUGCCUUAAACGACGCGCAGAGCAUCGUCAUGGCCCGGUUGAUAUCACCGGUCAAUUGGGCAUGGCGGAUCAAGAAGCUACUCAACAUGGAGCCAGAGAGGCGGAUGCGCGAGGCGCUCGCAACAAUCCAUGGCUAUGUGGACAGGAUUGUCCACGAGCGCAGGGAGAAGGGAACAGCCGGGCUGGCGCGCGAGGAUGACUUCCUGUCACACUUUGCUUCGAGCGAAGAGCACAGUGAAGAGAGCCUCCGUGACGUGGUCACCAACUUCAUCGUAGCUGGGCGAGACACGACCUCCUCGGCACUCACUUGGUUCUUCUGGAUGGUAUCUGGUCGGCACGAGGUGGAGGAUAAGAUCAUGCAUGAUAUCCGCACCGUGCGGGCAUCCAGCGGGAGCAAGGAUGCGGCGUUCAGUUUCGACGAGUUGGGCAAGAUGCACUACCUGCAUGCUGCAAUCACAGAGUCCAUGCGGCUAUACCCGCCCGUGGCCAUGGACUCGCGCUGCUGCCAGCACGACGACAUCCUGCCAGAUGGCACAUUCGUGGGAAAAGGUUGGCAGGUCUCCUAUAGCUCGUACGCCAUGGCGCGGUUAGAGGAGAUAUGGGGCAAGGACUGCGCGGAGUUUAGGCCGGAGCGUUGGCUCGACGAGGAGGGUGCAUUUCGACCGGUGAGCCCGUUCAAGUACACUAUCUUCCACGCUGGCCCAAGGAUGUGCCUCGGCAAGGAGAUGGCCUACAUACAAAUGAAGUCCAUCGUUGCAUGUGUACUCGAGAGGUUCAGGCUCCUGUACAUCGGUGGCGACAGGCAGCCGGGCCUUGUGUUUUCGUUGACAUUGCGAAUGGAAGGCGGCUUGCCGAUGCAAGUGAAGAAGAGGGAUUACUAA